Molecule: messenger RNA, 1717 nt
Organism: Manduca sexta (tobacco hornworm)
Lineage: Eukaryota; Metazoa; Arthropoda; Insecta; Lepidoptera; Sphingidae
Product: spermine oxidase
Exons: 7
Coding region: 139-1527 (462 amino acids)
Molecular function (GO): polyamine oxidase activity
Source: RefSeq, a predicted model, not a curated record
AACAAGAGAUAACAAUAUUUUCUACAUCACUAGUGUACAGAGAUAUAGAUAGUAGAAUUAUAAAUAUAGUCAGUGGAUAAUAUUCUUGAGUAUCGGCUGGGUUUUGUUGUGCAAAAAUUUUAUAAACUGGCGCGAAUUAUGGACGUAAUAGUGAUCGGUUGCGGUGCGUCAGGAUUGGCAGCGAUAAGAAAGCUGCAUGACGCUGGUCUCCAGGUCCUGGGCUUGGAGGCGGCCACCAGAAUCGGAGGGAGGAUACUCACCGUCGAAUAUUGCAACGGCACUGUAGACUUAGGAGCUGCCUGGUGUCAUGGCGAAAAAAACAAUAUAGUAUUUGAAUUAGCCGAACCUCUGGGGUUGCUUGGAAAACCUGAUGACUAUGAGAACUAUUUUAUGAUAUCUAAUGGAGAAUUGGUGCCGAGAGACGUCUGUGAAGAAAUAAUAUCCGUUUUGGAGAACGAAGUCUACGAGGCUGAUAAAAAUACAAAAUCCAUUUCGGAAUGCGUGCAGGGCGCAAUCAACAACCACGAGAUCCUCCAAAAGGAACCCCAUAUAACAAACUGGCUUACGGCUAUAUAUGAGAAACUAAACCAUUUGGGAGGCGAAGACGACCCGAAGACCGGCAAAUCGUUGAGAAGUCUGGAAGAAAGCCACAUUUGCGAGGGGGAAUUCAUGCUGAAUUGGAAGGACAAGGGAUUCAAAGCCCUCCUAAGCGUCUUGCUGAAUCAAUACCCGGAUCCCAGCAAAGAGAUACCAGUACAAAUCCUAAGGAACAAAGAGGUUACAAACGUACGAUGGAGGACAAGUCAGCCCGGGGAUACCACCAACCCACUCGUGCAAGUCAAGUGCAAAGAUGGCAGUCUGUAUGCGGCGAAGAGUGUCAUAAUUACAGUGUCUGUUGGAGUGUUGAAGGAAAGACACGCAAACCUUUUCAAUCCACCAUUACCAAAAGAGAAAUUAAACUGCAUAAACAACAUGCAAAUGUGUAUAUUGGAUAAAAUCUACAUAGAAUUCACCAAGCCCUGGUGGUCGAAGGCUUGUAAAUAUCAACUUCUGUGGCGCGAAGAAGAUAAAGCCCAGUUCUCGGACCAAGACAGAUGGAUCGCCGAAAUAUUUUGCCUCGAAACGGUUGAAUACCAGCCGAAUUUACUCCGGGCGUGGAUGUAUGGUAAAGCCGCGGCUUUUAUGGAGAAACUAAGCAAUGAUGAAGUCAAGACUGGAGUAAAUGUACUGUUGGAAAGAGUUUUGAAGAAGAGAUUUGAUGUGACGCCGGUUAAGUCGGUUUUAAGGUCAAAAUGGGGUUCAAAUCCGCUAACACGAGGCGCGUACGCAUACCGCAGUGUUACGACAGAAGAAAAUGGCGGCGGGGCGGCCAUCUUGAGUGAACCGCUGUUCCAUGACAAUGGGUUUCCCGUUGUAUGUUUCGGAGGAGAAGCCACGUCACAUCAUUACCAUCCGAACGUCCAUGGCGCCGUAGAAGCCGGUUUUAGAGAGGCUGAGAGACUCGUGGAGAGUUUCAAGAAAUUAUAAAAUAUUUCUAUAUACAUCAUGAUUAAAAUUAUUUAGAUUUCAAAAAUUCCUAAUAUAAUAUUUUAUAUAGUUCAAAAAAAUAUUUUGUUUUUGAAAAUAUAAGAUUUGAUUUAUUUUAUUAUAAACACUAUCUCAUGCCCGUAGUUUUGUCACCGUAAGGUUUCUCGAAUAAAACAGUUGAUUUAAUAUA